AAUAAGAAGGUUUCAUAUGGAGGCAUAGUCUCUGUUUCAGAGCAAAUGAAGCUUCUUAUAAAAUACAAGCAUUGGUAUUAUGUGUAAUGAGUUCUUGUGCUAAGUGCAAUCAUUCCUUUUACAGCUGUUACUUCAAACUUUAUAUUAAGGCAGUGAAAAACACACAUGAUUCUUAAUAAGCUGUUUAGUAUAUUUUUUUUUGAGAGGUAUCCAUCUUUAGAGAUCCAUGUCUGUUCAACCUGAUUCCAAAAUCAGUAACUCCACCUUUCUCCUUACGGGUUUCCCUGGCCUGGAACGGGAAUAUCCUUGGCUCUCCAUUCCUUUCUCCUGUAUCUAUGCUAUGGUACUCUUAGGGAAUUGCCUGGUGUUGCAUGUGAUCCGGACCGAGCCCAGCCUACAUGAGCCCAUGUUCUACUUCCUGGCCAUGUUGGCCCUCACUGACCUGUGCAUGGGGCUGUCCACAGUGCACACGGUGCUCGGGAUCCUGUGGGGCUUGAGCAGGGAAGUCAGCCUGGAUGCCUGCAUUGCCCAAACUUACUUCAUCCAUGGUCUGUCCCUCACAGAGUCUGGAGUCCUUCUUGCCAUGGCCUUUGAUCGCUUUACUGCCAUCUGCAAUCCUCUGAGAUAUACAUCCAUCCUCACCAAUAUGAGAAUCAUCACCAUUGGUGUGGCCAUUUUAGGGAGGAGUUUCCUGUUCAUUACCGCUCCCAUUGUCCGCCUAAAGUUCUUCGAUUACUGCCAUCCUCAUAUCCUCUCCCAUUCCUUCUGCCUGCACCAAGACUUACUUCGGCUCGCCUGCUCCGACAUCCGCUUCAACAGCUUCUAUGCGUUAGCCCUGGUGAUCUGCACACUCUUUUUGGAUUCGGUGCUCAUUCUCAUCUCCUACAUCGCGAUCCUGCAUUCAGUCUUGACUAUUGCAUCCCGGGACGAGCGGCUCAAGUCCUUGAAGACCUGUGUCUCCCACAUCUGUGCUGUUCUGGUUUUCUAUAUCCCAAUUAUUGGUUUGACUAUGGUGCACCGCUUUGGAAAGCACCUCUCUCCUGUGGUCCAUGUCCUCAUGGGCAAUAUCUAUAUCCUUUUCCCACCCUUGAUGAACCCUAUCAUCUACAGUGUCAAAACCCAACAAAUACGUAGCAGGAUCCAGAGAUGGUUCGCUAAACAAAACUGAGUACUAGAAGUUAGUGUGUUCUAAGGAAGGGAAGGUCGUACUUGCAAGAGGAACGACUGAUAAGGAUUUGUAGCAGAAAUAAUAAAUGUAUAUGUAAUGUUUAACAGAUUAAAGGCAUAUUUAUAGUCAUUUCUUAAUUUAGUUUUCCAGAGCCGGAGAAAUAAGCAGAGAAAGUGUUACUGAUCUCAUUUCCUAAUUUUAAAAUUAAG
Messenger RNA from Felis catus (domestic cat), 1377 nucleotides. RefSeq names its product olfactory receptor 51V1-like. Lineage: Eukaryota; Metazoa; Chordata; Mammalia; Carnivora; Felidae. Gene Ontology annotation, biological process: G protein-coupled receptor signaling pathway. Gene Ontology annotation, cellular component: membrane. Gene Ontology annotation, molecular function: olfactory receptor activity; G protein-coupled receptor activity. The record is from RefSeq and is a predicted model, not a curated record. Bases 227 to 1168 code for a protein of 313 amino acids. The transcript has a single exon.